CAGGAGAACCGGAAGCGCCGCGGGAUCGGAGCAGGGAGCGCUACUAGCCGAAGCUAGCCGAAAGUAGCCGAAGCUAGCCGUAACCGAGCGGACCCCACGGACACCGCGUCUCUGUCAGAGCCGCAGCGACCCCUCAAACGGCCUGCUACCCACCGGGGACGUGUUACCGCUUUAGUUUCUACACUCCAUCUGAUCGGAGCUACUUCGUUCGGAUAAUAGUUUUUGUUUCAGCGUGUGCGUGGUCCAGGCUCUGAAGAUGUGGAAGGCAGCAGCAGGACAGUCGGUCAAAGUGGCCGUGGACGAGGGAGGAGACGACUGGGAGACCGAUCCAGACUUUGAGAACGACCUGUCGGAGAAGGAGCAGCGCUGGGGGGCCAAGACGGUGGCCGGCUCUGGGCACCAGGAACACAUCGACAUCCACCGGCUGCGUGAGACGGUGUCGACGGAGCACACCAGCCUGAAGCAGAAGGAGCUGGAGACCAUGCCCAAGGCCUCGCAUGGAUACGGAGGGAAGUUCGGAGUCCAGCAGGAUCGCAUGGACAAGUCGGCCGUGGGUCACGACUACCAGAGCAAGUUGUCCAAGCACUGCUCCCAGACGGACACGUCCAAGGGCUUCGGGGGGAAGUUUGGAGUCCAGGCGGACCGCGUUGACCAGUCGGCCGUCGGCUUCGAAUACGCCGGGAAGACGGAGAAACACGCGUCACAGAAAGACUACACCACUGGGUUUGGGGGGCGCUAUGGAGUGCAGGCAGACCGCGUCGACCAGAGCGCGGUGGGCUUCGAUUACCAGGGAAAAACCGAGAAACACGAGUCCCAGAAAGAUUACGCCAAAGGCUUUGGCGGAAAGUUCGGCGUGGAGACGGACAAGGUGGACAAGAGCGCCGUGGGCUUCGAGUACCAGGGGAAGACGGAGCGGCACGAGUCUCAGAAAGACUAUGUGAAGGGCUUCGGAGGAAAGUUCGGGGUGCAGACGGACAGGCAGGAUAAAUCCGCUCUGGGAUGGGACCACCAGGAGAAGCUGCAGCUCCACGAGUCCCAGAAAGACUAUAAGCGUGGGUUUGGAGGGCAGUAUGGGGUAGAGGUGGAGAAGCAGGACCAAUGUGCUCUGGGCUAUGAGCACAAGGAGCGUCUGGCAAAGCACGAGUCCCAGAAAGAUUAUUCCAAAGGAUUUGGAGGGAAGUUCGGGGUCCAGAACGACCGUAUGGACAAGAGCGCUGGGACGUUUGAGGACGUGGAGAAGCCGACUCCAUCUUAUCAGAAAACCAAACCUGUGGAGGCUGCCGGCAGCAGCACAGGCAGCAUCAAGGCUCGCUUCGAGAACAUCGCCAAGCAGAAGGAGGAGGAGGACCGCAAGAGGGCGGAGGAGGAGCGUGCUCGUCGGCAGGCCAAGGAGAAGCAGGAGCAGGAGGAGGCGCGACGCACCGUCCAAGAGGCCCCCAGGACCCCGUCCCCCGUCCCCGUCCCCGCCGCCAGCCCCAGCCCCACCCCCCCAGUCCAGCCCACUGCAGCCCCAGUGAUCCAGAAGACGGAGGACUUGUCCCCUGAUGCUGCAGAGAACGGAGAGCAGCUGUACGAGGAGCCCCAGGACCUUUACUCCUCCCAGCCGGAGGAGCUCUAUGAGACCCCCGACGACACCCCAGCAGCAGGAGGAGGAGGAGAUGACCAGCAGUACGAGUACAGCGAGGACCUGGGGGUGACGGCCGUGGCUUUGUACGACUACCAAGCAGCCGGUGACGAUGAGAUUUCCUUCGAUCCCGACGACAUCAUCACCAACAUCGAGAUGAUUGAUGAGGGCUGGUGGCGCGGCGUCUGCAGAGGCGCUUACGGCCUCUUCCCAGCCAACUACGUGGAGGUCCGGCAAUAAAUAAAAAAAAAAUUUAAAAAAUGAUUAAAAGAUGAGGGGAGACGUCUCCACGCUCCUCCGCCUUUUCUCUGUCUUCAGCUCAUCUUCGGCGUCCUCAGGCUCCUCCUCCGCUCCUCCUUUCAUCCCUUUUUCUUUCAGACCACGUCUCUACGAGGAGGACGAGUCCUCUCACACUGAACUCAUUAUCUGGAUUUAAGAGCUGUGUAGUUGUGUUUCCAGAUGUUGUUGCUGCUUCUUCUUCUUCUCACCAAAGACCAGAGCAGCAGUUUGGACCAAACCCCUCAAACCUUCUCCUCCUCCUCCUCCUCCUGCUCCUCCUCCUGCUCCUCUUUGCUUCUGUCUGUGGAGAAGAUCUUUGCUGUUGUUGCACAGGAGUUUAAAUUCAUCCCGAAGCUGCACUUGUUGGAAUCAAACAACGUUUUAGAGCUUGGUGUGAUACGAGAAACGAUAAAUAGCUGCAGCGGAACGGGACACAUGACCAGACCAGACCGAAUCCAAGUCUCUGUCUCCAAAACUAAUCAUUGUUUCUAAUGAGCGGUUCAGUUGGAGCUUCAACAGGCGUCUGUGUGUGAAUGAAUGAAUCAAUGAAUGAAUGAAUUUCUUCAUCUUUUGGGGUUUUAUAUAAAUAAAAAGUGACCUUUCAAAUAUUUUUUUUUUUCAGUUUCGCUUGAGUCGCGUCAUCACCUGCUUGUUCUUUGUUUUUCUUCUUUUUUUUAAGUUUCAAUAAAUAAACUAUAAAUAAAAGUGUU
This is a messenger RNA of Mugil cephalus (flathead mullet), 2613 nucleotides long. Its product is annotated as src substrate protein p85-like. The transcript is spliced from 16 exons. Gene Ontology annotation, biological process: regulation of actin filament polymerization. Gene Ontology annotation, molecular function: actin filament binding. Gene Ontology annotation, cellular component: cortical actin cytoskeleton; site of polarized growth; focal adhesion. NCBI's taxonomy places the organism in Eukaryota, Metazoa, Chordata, Actinopteri, Mugiliformes, Mugilidae. Bases 257 to 1864 code for a protein of 535 amino acids. The record is from RefSeq and is a predicted model, not a curated record.